Messenger RNA from Hippocampus zosterae (dwarf seahorse), 2179 nucleotides. Its product is annotated as leucine-rich repeat flightless-interacting protein 2. Bases 139 to 1032 code for a protein of 297 amino acids. Gene Ontology annotation, biological process: regulation of DNA-templated transcription. NCBI's taxonomy places the organism in Eukaryota, Metazoa, Chordata, Actinopteri, Syngnathiformes, Syngnathidae. The record is from RefSeq and is a predicted model, not a curated record. The transcript has 6 exons.
UGGGCUUUGUCGUUGUACUCUGUUACUUUAGCAGCCCCGCUGAGUGUCUGUUACUGUUGCGUAGGAAAAUCAAGAACGGCUUAAACUCGGAGGAGCUUGUCUUACAUAAAUACCACUUGUAUAAAACAGUAUCAAAAAAUGCUUUCAGUCACUCUGGACAACAGCGGGUCUCCCAAGAAGCGGUCUUUAUCACGUACCGAGGAUGAAUCACUCCGUAGCAUCAUAAAGGAGGCUGAGAGCUCAUCCAGGCGUCUGACACGAAGCGACAGUCGACCAGGGACCUUGAAGAGGAGGCCUGACAGCCAGCAUUCAGACCAGGACCUCUCAAUAGGGCUCUCAGAAAUGCUGGAGCUGCAAGCCAGCUAUGACGAGGCGGUGCACGAGUUGCGUGGGCUGGAGGUGGAGCGUGAAGCUCUGUUGUUCCAGGUGGACGUCCUGCAGGACACACUGGAGGGUGUGGAGGAGCUGCUUGCCGAGACCCAGAGGGAGGCUGGGCAGGCUAAUGUGGAGUUGGAGCGAGAGCGGGAGGCCAAGAGGAAGCUGGAGCGUUUGGUCCACGCUCUAUUACAGGAAGUGGAGACAUUAAAAGAGGAAAAAAACAUCCGUUUGCAUGUAUCGGCGGACACAAGUGAAGUGGACGCAACGAGACGAGGAUGUGAAAUGAACGAACCUGCCAAGAACGCCCCAAUAUCUAAUUUUUCCAGAGAAGCGAUUGUUGCAUCUGAGGACGUGCUUCCGACUAAGGGAGACGAGGGGGGCGUCGCGACCAAAGUGAAGUGGGUGGCCAACAGCGCCCCCUCCCUCGCACUUGACCCGCUCCAUGAGGACGGGGUGCACCGGAGGCCUUACGAAUGCCAACGAGACGCAUCUCCGGACAAGAGCGACUCAGAUACCGCAAGCACGUACGAGGACGCGUCUGCGGAGACUCCCGAGCAGGACGACGACCCUUUGGAGUUGCCGCACGACUCGGCAAGUAAAGAUGACGUCGACUCCCAGGAGCCCCAAACCGGUGAUAACUGCAUUGUCUCUUAAUUUAUUUGGAAACCACACACCGUUUUUCAAAGAUGCCAGUCUCAAGAUGGCUGACAAGCUGAUUCGUUGUUGCCAAUACUAUCUUUACUACGUGUCUUCUUUUUGAUACUCUUUCAAGAAAAGUUAGCCGCUGCCUGAAAAAGAAAAAGUUGAUUUGUAUCCAGUGGAACUAAAGGCCCAUAGACUGACUUGUCUGCAUUAUGUCCCCAUCAUUGUGGUUGCAUUUCAGGAAAACGUUGUUUUGGGAGACCUAAUCCGAGAAUCUUGUAUUUGGUGAGUUUUUUUUUUUUUUUGUAAGGUCAUUAUAAAAAUUUCAUAAAUGUAAGGGAACCGCAAUUUAUUCACUGCCUGACCGAGUGACAAGUUGUGUUCUUAGGUCUUUUGUAUCGUUAAUUUUGAGGAUUGAGGGGGGAAUUGGCUGCAUUUGCACUUUUCAUAAGGUUGUGCUUUGAAAAACAUUCCAUUUCGAACCAGUAACAUGCCAACCAGGGAAAGCAAGUCCUUUGUCUGCACGAGAAGCCUGCAUUGUUGCACAUUUGCAGUGCAUUUUUCAUGUCUAAUUGCUGUAUACUUUUUUUUUUUACAUCCUAUGGGAGCUAUUUGCAUGAACUUUUACAUCACGUUUUUACUUCCACGGGGCACAUACAUUGUAUAUCAGGUUAAACACUGUUUUGCACUUAGAAACCUUACAAAAUUUCACAAAUCAGAUUUUAUAUUUUCAUCCUGCUAAUGUAACAUUGUCAUACAUGAACGUUCAUCUUUCCACUUACAUAUCUUCUUGUGGUGAAUAUUUCUAAUGAUUUCAUCGGUCAACGUGAUUGCUGUCAGUACUUGAUGAGCCACACAAAACUCCAGUGAUUGUUUUUGAUGUGGCAUUAUACUGCUGCAGUGCGUUCGCUUCAAACAAAUUUGUCAUGAUAUCAAAUUCAUGUUAUUAGUAAUUCUGAUCUGGAUACUCUUGUUUUCUUUUCCAAGUUUUCAAAUCGUUUACCGGUAUGUGCUUUUUCCAUAGAAAAAUGCAAGAAUAUAUAUUCUUAGUGAAAUGGUUGCAUCCAAAUCAUUUUGUACUAUGAAGUAAAUGUUCAUCUGUAAGAGUACAAAAGACUUGUAUUGACUAGAAACUUUGGAAUAAAAGGACUUGUUCAAA